This is a messenger RNA of Pogona vitticeps (central bearded dragon), 963 nucleotides long. RefSeq names its product nucleolar protein 7 (gene NOL7). The record is from RefSeq and is a predicted model, not a curated record. NCBI's taxonomy places the organism in Eukaryota, Metazoa, Chordata, Lepidosauria, Squamata, Agamidae. Gene Ontology annotation, cellular component: nucleolus; nucleus. Gene Ontology annotation, molecular function: RNA binding.
CUCCGCCAUGCACUUCCGGGUCACGGGAAGAGGUCAGUCGGAAGGGGAAUGAGAAAGAUGGUGGCGCGGAGGACGCGGGCGGCGGCCAAGGCCGACGAAGCUGCCGCAGGAGGAGGAGAAGGCGAAGCGGUGCCCGCCGCCGUUUCUUCUUCAGAAGGCGAGGAAGCGGGCGGGGACGAGGAGGCGCCCGAGGAAGUGACCUUCGAAAGCGCGCGGGUGGCCGCGGAGGAAGCGCGCCGGUCGGCGGGGGAGCGCGCCCGCCGAGAAAAGGCUAUCUUGAAAGAAAAGAGACGGCAAAGAGAAGAACUAUUUAAGGAACAAAAGAAAAGAAAGCUGCUUCCUGAAAAUGUGUUAGAGGAGUUGGCUUCAUCCACACAGGAAAGCAGAAACCAGCCAUGUGACACACCUGAAAAUGAUAAGUCACAGGAUGUUGAGGGUGAGUCUGAAACUGAACAUACAAAGGAAGAUGAAGAAGAAGAAACAGUAGCUACUAGGCUCCAAGAAAACUAUAUGGCUGUGAGGUUAAAGGAUCGGGAUUUAACCAACAAGCAACAGCAAGGAGCUAAAAACUUUGUACAGAGACUCCUAUAUGGAGCUGGCUCCAACCGAACUACUGCAAAUCAGUAUUUUUCUGUUGAAAACAAGAAAAGGGCAGUUAAAAAAGCUGCAGUCCAGUUUGUGAGUAAUUCCUGGGGUAAAACGAAGAAACAAAAAGCUAAGCGAUUCACAAAGCACUGGGUGUCAUCAAAAAUAACCCCAUGAAACCUUGACUGCAUUUUGUUAUGGAACAUAAUAAUAAAAAUUUAAUUAUUGUUUUUAUAUUAUGCAAAACUGUUUAGGUGAUUUUUCUUAUAACUGUAUAUAUACGUUACACUCUUAUAGGAUACUGCAUGUGCUCCUUCUAGAUAAUAUGUUGUCAUUUCAGCUAUACAUCCUAAUUAAAUAUUAUUGUGUGCCCCUCAA